Molecule: messenger RNA, 795 nt
Organism: Carlito syrichta (Philippine tarsier)
Lineage: Eukaryota; Metazoa; Chordata; Mammalia; Primates; Tarsiidae
Product: proline-rich protein 12-like
Exons: 5
Coding region: 34-609 (191 amino acids)
Source: RefSeq, a predicted model, not a curated record
GCGGUACCUGGGCGUCUGCUGAAGACCCGGGCUAUGAGGGAGAUGUACCGGAGCUAUGUGGAGAUGUUGGUCAGCACAGCCCUCGACCCAGACAUGAUCCAGGCCCUGGAGGACACACACGACGAGCUGUACCUCCCACCCAUGCGCAAGAUUGAUGGCCUCCUGAAUGAGCACAAGAAAAAAGUCCUGAAGCGGCUGUCACUGAGCCCAGCCCUGCAGGACGCCCUGCACACGUUCCCACAGCUGCAAGUGGAGCAGAGUGGGGAGGGCUCCCCAGAGGAGGGGGCCGUGCGGCUGCGGCCAGCCGGCGAACCCUACAACCGCAAGACGCUCAGCAAACUCAAGAGGAGUGUGGUCCGAGCUCAGGAGUUCAAGGUUGAGCUGGAGAAGUCGGGAUACUACACACUCUACCAUUCACUCCACCACUAUAAAUACCACACCUUCCUGCGCUGUCGGGACCAGACCCUGGCCAUCGAGGGCGGCGCUGAGGACCUGGGCCAGGAGGAGGUGGUCCAACAGUGUAUGCGGAACCAGCCGUGGCUGGAACAGCUCUUUGACUCCUUCAGUGACCUGCUGGCCCAAGCACAGGCCCACAGCCGCUGCGGGUGACCCUGCCCCAGCCUAGGAGGGCACCUCUUCCACAAACCGAGAAUUGGGACAGAACUGUGUCCUCAGGAGCUAACCCCUGGGCUCCGUUGCCGGGGAAACGGGGGGUCAUGGGUCAGGGUAUGUCCAUGCUGCCCCCCAGGGCAGGGUUCAAAGUCCGACUCCCCCCCCCCAGCCCUCUCCACCCCC